CCCUUACGGACAAUUUGUACACAACUGUAGAAAGAAGAAAGUUCCAUCCGACGAGUUUUAGUUUUCACAACAUAUUCUUCUAAAAAGUUCCCCUGGAUCUUUCAGCAAUUUAGUGAAACCCGUCUAUUGAUCAUCUGAUGUGUUGGUUAACUUAUUUUAGAUAGCUGUGAAGCAGCUCUGUGCUUUGAGCUGUAGGCAAUCCUCACUUUUCAGACAUGUCCAUGAAAGUCCCAGAAGAGUUGGGUGCCGUCACGAUGAAAAUGGAUGGUGUCAAGUCAGUUAAUCCACUUGUGGAGAGAUCCCCGUCACCUGCCUGCCUAGCCUAUACAUCUGAAAAGCACCCUAGGGCCUGCCUUGCAGAAAUUAAUCUGCUUAGAAGUCACAGAGAGCUAUGCGAUGUUGUAUUAAAUGUAGGCAUCAGGAAGAUCUUUGCUCAUAGAGUUAUACUGUCAGCGUGUAGCCCAUAUUUUAGAGCAAUGUUUACUGGAGAGCUGGCUGAAUCCAGGCAAACUGAAGUGACCAUCCGUGACAUUGAUGAACAGGCCAUGGAGUUAUUAAUAGAUUUUUGCUACACUUCCUACAUUCUGGUGGAGGAGACAAAUGUGCAGACACUACUCCCUGCUGCCUGUUUGUUGCAGUUGCAAGAAAUACAGGAUGUGUGUUGUGAAUUCCUCAAGAGGCAACUUGAUCCCUCCAACUGCCUUGGUAUCAGGGCCUUUGCAGACACCCAUUCUUGCAGAGAACUGUUGAGGAUUGCUGAUAAAUUUACUCAACACAAUUUCCAAGAAGUAACAGAAAGUGAGGAGUUUCUCCUUCUGCCUGUGAAUCAGCUUAUUGACAUCAUAUCUAGUGAUGAACUCAAUGUCAGAUCUGAGGAACAAGUCUUUAAUGCAGUUCUUGCCUGGGUUAAAUACAAUGUCGCCGAACGAAGGGGUCAUUUGCCCCAGGUUUUACAGCACGUCCGGUUGCCUCUUCUUAGUCCAAAAUUCUUAGUGGGAACCGUGGGCUCUGAUCUGCUUAUUAAGAGCGACGAGGCUUGUAGAGACCUGGUAGACGAGGCCAAAAAUUAUCUGUUGUUACCACAAGAGCGACCAUUGAUGCAAGGCCCUAGAACGAGACCAAGGAAGCCCGUCCGAAGAGGCGAAGUCUUAUUCGCUGUUGGCGGCUGGUGCAGUGGAGACGCCAUCGCCUCGGUCGAGCGUUACGAUCCGCAGACGGGCGAGUGGAAGUUAGUUGCGCCAAUGUCCAAGCGACGAUGCGGCGUUGGUGUUGCUGUUCUAAGCGACUUGCUUUACGCCGUUGGCGGUCAUGACGGUCAGUCUUAUCUGAAUAGCAUUGAACGCUACGAUCCUCAGACCAACUUAUGGUCGUCAGAGGUAGCGCCCACGUCUACAUGCCGAACGAGUGUCGGUGUGGCUGUCCUCGAUGGUUAUCUGUAUGCCGUUGGCGGCCAGGAUGGCGUCAGUUGUCUCAAUUAUGUUGAACGCUACGAUCCAAAAGAAAACAAAUGGAGCAAAGUCGCCUCGAUGAACACUCGCCGAUUAGGUGUAGCUGUCGCUGUAUUGGGCGGAUAUUUGUACGCUGUUGGUGGAUCGGACGGCCAGAUGCCUCUUAACACCGUUGAAAGAUAUGAUCCACGCCAGAACAAGUGGACUUUGGUUGCCCCAAUGUCAACAAGGAGAAAGCACUUGGGUUGCGCCGUGUACAAUAAUUGGAUCUAUGCUGUAGGUGGGCGAGACGACGCUACUGAGCUCUCGUCAGCUGAACGAUACAAUCCAAAUACCAACACCUGGAGUCCAAUAGUGGCAAUGAGCUCAAGAAGGAGUGGCGUUGGACUUGCCGUGGUCAAUGGGCAACUAUACGCUGUAGGCGGUUUUGACGGCUCGACUUACUUGAAGACGAUCGAAGUCUACGAUCCGGAGCAGAAUCAAUGGCGCCUGUGUGGCACCAUGAACUAUCGGCGGCUCGGCGGUGGUGUAGGCGUUGUCAAAAUGCCUCAACACGAGACUCACUUGUGGAUAAGAACUACUUCACAGUCUGCCCCUGCAUUUAUUUCUGCAUCUCCUCCAGGAUUUGUCAGUCUUGAAGAAAUUAUGAAAGCGGCCAACAGUGUUUCAAAGAUGGCACUAGCUCAUGAUAUAGCUGUUGAUGACGAUUUCCAUUUAGAAAAGGUGGAUUUGCCAAAUGGAAGUAUUCAGAAAACAAUUAAAGAUAUUGCACACAAAGCCUUUUGGGAUUUGCUCAAAGAAGAGUUUGAAGAGGAUCCUCCAAAAUAUGAUAGAGCUCUUACACUGCUUGAAGAAAUUAAAGAAUGGUUGCUGUCAUUGCUGUUACCCCAUCAGACUAGAACUCAACAAGAAAUCAAGGAUAAGUUAGACACUGAUCUGAUAAGGCAACAGAUUGAAGCUGAAACUCUGGAUUUACAUAGCUAUUCUCAAUAUAUUAUAUCACUUAUGGCAAAACUAUGUGCUCCUGGACGUGAUGAAAAAAUCAGGGAAUUAACAGCCAUGCGAGAUAUCGUCCCACUUUACAAAGGCAUUUUCGAGACAUUGGAGUUGAUGCGAAUUGACAUGGCGAAUUUCACGAUCCGCAUGUCCCGUCCACACAUCGCAGCCUGUAGUGUAGAAUAUGAAAGAAGUAAAUUCGAAGAUUAUCUCAAGAUAACCCCUGAUGGAUUACGACACACCCGAGAAUGGCUUCAUCGCAAUCGAAAAGAAACUUCGCAGUCUUCAGCCAAUCCCACAAGUGUCCAAAUUAUACCGUCUAUUUUGGUCGAUGCCUUCAUGGAAUUGCUCUGCUGGGAUGACAGCCAUUCGUGGCCUGAAACUGUAGCGGUUGAUGAACAGCGAUUUUCAGAAAUGCGGCAGAAACUAAAGGGCAUUCAGAUCUUGAGUUCAGUCAUUCUGGUUUCAUUGAAUCGCGAUAUCGGUUUGCAGCAAACGUCUCCAGAAUUUCGCAACACUGUUAAAGAACAUGCCGCUGUUGUGCUUGGCAAUGCCAGAUCUCCGACGGAGCUGGAGAAUGUGUUACCUAAUGUAGGUGCUCAGGUUGUGGAGGAUAUUAACAAAGCUCUGAAAAGUCAAGGAACUCCUGAACUUUCAGAAGACACAAAGAAACUGAUUAAUGCUGAAAUAAUGGCCCUUCGUGAUCCAGGGAAUCGAGUGAUGGAGAUCAUACAUUCUCGUAUUAUGGAUUUCUUGAAACAAGUUAUCAGCAAUGAAGUGGCACGUCCUACCCAAAUCCCGAUGGGACUUUCUUUGUUCAAAUCUGAGAUUGCCGGGGUGGCUGGACGUUUUGCGCGUCUUGUGUCUCACAAUCGUGCUGUCUUUGCCCAACAUUACGCAAACUUAAUUCAAGACCAGGCUUAAAAUGGUUGGUCAAAGUGUUAUCCCCCCUUCCCUUUGAGCAGAGAGGCCUUUUGAAAUGAGACCGGAAUCGGUAAAUUCUUCCUAAAAUUGUUGGACAUGUUUUCCUUUUUCGUUUGUCAUCGAUCUAAAACCUAGGACUAACUCCCAAAAUUCAUUUAUUAGUUUAGAUAAAUGUGACGUUAAGCGCCACGAAUACGGUCUUUCUCUCGUCGGCUUUAGUCAAACUGCAACGAUUAGUAUGUCUAAAUACCUUCCAUAACAAAACUUUAAUUUUAAAGAACGAAGCAAAUAUUUUAACAGCUUCUUUCUCCUCAGUGUGUUGAAACGUGUGAGACAUUUUAACAUUGAAAAUUUGGAUUUAUUUUUGCCAAUAGCCCAAUACGAUGAAAUAAUUUCUGGUGUAAGAAUUAAUGCCGCAUGGACAGAGUUCUGUAUUUAACAAAUGUUUAAACGCAAAACAGUCGUUAAUAAGAACAUUUUGUACUUAA
Daphnia pulex (common water flea) is the source of this 3856-nucleotide messenger RNA. RefSeq names its product kelch-like protein diablo (gene dbo). The transcript has 18 exons. Lineage: Eukaryota; Metazoa; Arthropoda; Branchiopoda; Diplostraca; Daphniidae. Bases 216 to 3368 code for a protein of 1050 amino acids. The record is from RefSeq and is a predicted model, not a curated record. Gene Ontology annotation, molecular function: protein binding.